AUGUAUGUGUAUCAGUUUCCAGUUUUAUUUAUAGGAAUAAUACAUACAAGCUUCGUCAGUUUGCUAAUUAAAUUGGUAUUACACGUCUGUGGCAAAUUUGCAAUUUUGUCGUAUCGAAUACAAAAUAUGUCCAUAACAUCACAUGUUAAUUUAAAUACUAAAAUUAAAGAAUUUGUGAUUGUACAUAUAACAUUAAUAACGACGGCAAAUAUCAUCAAUUCUGCGUUUCAAAUUUUCUUUUUGAUAGAACUUUUACAAAUUAGUAUUAGAAUAUCUGUCGUUAUAUACAUGUUAAUUAUAGAUUCUUCUGGAAAUUUCGUGAAGACUAUAACGCACAUCUUAUACGUAGUGAUGAUUACAUCGAUGUUGUAUCUAUACUCCUUCAUAGGCGAACAACUAUCGCAGGAGUCUAUGAAAGUGAGCGAAGCGUUCUAUAAUACCGAUUGGGAUAAUUUAUCAGUCCAUAAUCAGAAAUUAUUCCUUCUGGCUUUGUCUUGUGGACGACAAACUUUGCACGUCACAGCUGGAAAAUUUUAUACUUUUUCAUUAUAUGGUUUCAUCGAUAUUAUGAAAACCUCGUUCGGAUACGUUUCCCUCUUGCGAGCACUAACAUAA
Eufriesea mexicana is the source of this 615-nucleotide messenger RNA. RefSeq lists its product as uncharacterized. The record is from RefSeq and is a predicted model, not a curated record. NCBI's taxonomy places the organism in Eukaryota, Metazoa, Arthropoda, Insecta, Hymenoptera, Apidae. Gene Ontology annotation, biological process: detection of chemical stimulus involved in sensory perception of smell; sensory perception of smell. The coding region runs from base 1 to 615 and encodes 204 amino acids. The transcript is spliced from 5 exons. Gene Ontology annotation, molecular function: olfactory receptor activity; odorant binding. Gene Ontology annotation, cellular component: plasma membrane.